Prunus avium (sweet cherry) is the source of this 1184-nucleotide messenger RNA. RefSeq lists its product as uncharacterized. The record is from RefSeq and is a predicted model, not a curated record. NCBI's taxonomy places the organism in Eukaryota, Viridiplantae, Streptophyta, Magnoliopsida, Rosales, Rosaceae.
CAACAACUCCACCCAUCUAGAAAGAGUCAAAGCAUGCACAAGACCAAAUUCCAAGUCUUUUAUAUUUUGUUUUCUUUGAUGUCUCCCUUUCACUGCUUCAACACAAGCCAAAAGAAGAAGACCAGGCAAACUGCAAUGACCCGUCGAUCAAGUUUCAUUUUUCAAGCUUUCCAACCACCCUUUACUUAAUAAGGCCCGUAACUUUCCCACACUUUCUCGUCGAAGUUUCUAGUUUUCUGCUUUUGAUUAUUUUCUUGCCAACCAAACACACAUACACACAGAGAAAGUUAGAGGAGAAAAAAAAAAAGAGAGAGAUUAAUUUAUGGCAUGCUUUGUGCCUUUCAACAACAGGAAUUUGGACAUAAGUAUCUUUGUGUUCAGACCAACUGUUGUGCUGGUUGAUGACCUUCUUAAUGCCCUCAAACAAUUCUCUUUGUGCACUGAGUCUCUUGGCUGUGUACAAAGCUCCAUCUUGCAGAGCAUCCAUGGAAAUAUGAUCAUAUGGUUUGGAGCAUGGCUGAAGAGAUCUUGUGAAAACAAGGACUCAUUGACUGCAAGCCUUCUCUCAAUGUUAACGACCAUGUCGGGCAUGGCUAUCUUACUCGAACACUCCUUCUUUGACGCGUACGCCGGAGAAUCAAGAGACGGGUCUUGUGCUGCAAAAUUUUGCAGAGGCGACACAGUGUCAAUGAGCACAGCGGUUGUCAAUGGCGGCAACAUGAAAAACGUCUCUUACGCAUGCUUAGCGAUGUUCAAGUCCGGUUUCCAGAAGAUGGAAGGCGUGGCUGCCGGUGUUUGCUUGAAAUGCCAAACCAAGCCAAGAAUUGCUUCUCUUUUUGUGUGGAAGUCUCUGCAACAUUGUUACUCAUGGAUUCUAAAUUCAGACCAGAGAAAAGCAAUGCUGCCCUAUCUCGAAAGCGUGUCAAUUGAGAUGAAGUACGACAUCUUUCGAGUGGUGUAUGUUAGUGGUGACAAUGAUCUCAAGUUUCAGUUCUUCUAUCCUCCUCAUCAAAUGUUGGAACAAACAGCUGGAGGAGAAAGCAAAGAAGAAGGGCAGCUCAUGCAAAGCACUUCCAUAUUAUGAUCGUACUUAAUUAAUUAAUUUGAGUACUAGCUGGCCACUGAUCAUAUCAUAGUUUUUUUGUAAACCCAUCGAUAUUUAUUUAUAAAGAUAUUUAGUCAUA